This is a messenger RNA of Amphiprion ocellaris (clown anemonefish), 1214 nucleotides long. It is a transcript of the gene pigl, whose product is annotated as phosphatidylinositol glycan anchor biosynthesis, class L. NCBI's taxonomy places the organism in Eukaryota, Metazoa, Chordata, Actinopteri, Pomacentridae. Gene Ontology annotation, cellular component: endoplasmic reticulum. The transcript has 7 exons. The record is from RefSeq and is a predicted model, not a curated record. Gene Ontology annotation, molecular function: N-acetylglucosaminylphosphatidylinositol deacetylase activity. The coding region runs from base 22 to 852 and encodes 276 amino acids. Gene Ontology annotation, biological process: GPI anchor biosynthetic process.
UUGUUUUUGCACGGAUUGUUUAUGGUAGCGGUCAAAAUAAUGAGUCUUUACCUGGUUGUCUUCAUCUUUUUAUGCUACUUGGCUUUAACAAAGUGCAUUUUCUAUCGACAUGGGCAAACUUUGAGGAAGUCGCUGAAGCUCGUUUUGAACGUUUCAUCGAGCAGAGACACAGACGGAGCUGAUGUCAGAGCUCUGCUUGUUACUGCGCAUCCGGAUGAUGAAUGUAUGUUCUUCGCGCCAACGAUUAUACGACUCGUCGAGUUAAAUGCCUCCGUUCAUUUGCUGUGUUUGUCUGAAGGAAACUACUACAAUCAAGGAGAUCAGCGUAGACAAGAACUUCUUAACAGCUGUGCCGUGUUGGGGAUACCAGCCUCCAGAAUCACCAUAGUAGACCAUAAAAAACUUCCAGAUGAUCCCAAAGCAGAAUGGAGCAUCUCACUGGUCUCCUCUACAAUUGUGAAACAUAUCCGCGCUCACUCCUUCAACAUGGUGCUGACCUUCGAUGGGAGAGGAGUGAGUGGCCAUGCCAAUCACGUAGCCAUCCAUAAAGCUGUCAGGCAUAUCGCUUCAACUGGACAAGUCCCUGAUGACUGCUGUUUGCUCUCCCUGGUGACUGUUGGCCUCCUUAGGAAGUACAUCUCCAUCUUGGAGCUUCCCCUCAGCUGGCUGCUGCCCUCAUGUCUCUGCUGUAUUAUAGGCUCACAGGGCUACAGGCGAGCCAAGGCUGCCAUGCUGUGUCAUCGCACUCAACUGUUGUGGUUCCGUUACCUUUACAUCACUUUCUCUCGAUACAUGUUCGUGAACACGUUCCAAAUAAUUCCACAGGGACCAAAGAACCUGAAGAUCUAUUAGACGUUUGUCACUUCCUGAAGCACUGAUAUUUACACUUCAAUGUGUCCCUGUGGUGAGGUGGAAGGGCUGAAUAUUGUAGCUGUUUACAGAUUUCUUUAAUACUGUAUUCACUGUAGUAGCCUGAAUAUUCUCUGAAGCACUUUCCAUGAACAAAGCUGACAACCAUUUUGAAAUGUUUAUUAAUAUUAGUAAUUUCUUGUCUUUUUGCUACAGAAGCAACUUCAUACUACUACAUUAAAACAACACUGGGUUUUUGAGUUUUUCCAAAUGGUUACAUUUUUCUUCAUUGUAUUAUUUGAUAAAUCAUUGAAAAUACGGUUCAAUAUUUCUGAUACAAUGUUGAUUAAAAGGUUUGAUUUUUA